AUGGAGACGGUACCUGGUUAUGACACGUCAAGUUACUGGCUCGUGGUAAAGGUAGUUGCGAGGAGGUUGCCAGUGGUGAAGGUACUUGGGAAGAGGUUGCCAAUGGUGAAUGUUUUUGCGAAGAGGUUGCCAAUGGAGAUGGUAAACAUACCUGAUCUAAUAAAGGUGGUACCGGAGACAAAGGACUUGCCUCAGCACACUGAAGCUGCCUUAUUGCGGAUGGGUUGGACGAUAAAAUUGAUGGUGAACAUGGGUUGGUUGACAGCGAUGACUGUGAGUGUAACACCAAAGAUGUUGAAGCAACCACUUGAUUUAUCUCAUUGUCGUCAUCUGAUAAAAGAUUUAGAUUUUCUAUCGAAGAUGGCAACGAUGGAGGCGGUGAACUGCUGUCGGAGUGCGUUGGGCGGGGACAGUACUGCAAUUCAUCCUCAGCAGAUGAUUCACUGUCAUCCAAAUCCGAUUUUGCCCCCGGCUUCGGAACAAGAGCCACAAGAUGCCGAGCUCUUCUUUGUUGUUGUAUAC
This is a messenger RNA of Brenthis ino (lesser marbled fritillary), 522 nucleotides long. Lineage: Eukaryota; Metazoa; Arthropoda; Insecta; Lepidoptera; Nymphalidae. The record is from the annotation of a GenBank genome assembly.